Otolemur garnettii (small-eared galago) is the source of this 3871-nucleotide messenger RNA. It is a transcript of the gene IRS4, whose product is annotated as insulin receptor substrate 4. The transcript has a single exon. Gene Ontology annotation, molecular function: phosphatidylinositol 3-kinase binding; insulin receptor binding. NCBI's taxonomy places the organism in Eukaryota, Metazoa, Chordata, Mammalia, Primates, Galagidae. Gene Ontology annotation, cellular component: cytosol; plasma membrane. The coding region runs from base 17 to 3871 and encodes 1284 amino acids. The record is from RefSeq and is a predicted model, not a curated record. Gene Ontology annotation, biological process: insulin receptor signaling pathway.
ACCACCGUGCAUCACCAUGGCGAGUUGCUCCUUCGCUCGCGACCAAGCGACGAGGAGACUGAGAGGUGCAGCAGCAGCAGCAGCAGCAGCAGCUCCAGCUCCAGCUCCAGCAGCAGUGCCGACCACGACCACCCCGCUUCUUUCCCCAGGAACCGCGACCGCACUCAUUGGGACCGGGUCGUCUUGUCCGGGAGCCAUGUGGCUCUCUCCAGCCACAGGUUCUCGGUCAGACUCCGAGUCUGAAGAGGAAGAUCUGCCCGUCGGGGCCGAAGUCUGCAAACGCGGCUACCUGAGGAAGCAGAAGCAUGGGCACAGGCGCUACUUCGUGCUUAAACUCGAGACCGCCGACGCCCCGGCCCGGCUGGAAUACUACGAAAACGCCAGGAAGUUCCGGCACAGCGUCCGCGCCGCCGCCGCUGCAGCUGCAGCGGCCGCCUCGGGCGCCGCGGUCCCGGCUCUCAUUCCGCCGCGGCGCGUAAUCACCCUCUACCAGUGCUUCUCUGUGAGCCAGCGAGCAGAUGCCAGGUACCGACACCUCAUUGCCCUUUUCACCCAGGACGAGUACUUCGCGAUGGUGGCCGAGAACGAGUCGGAACAAGAAAGCUGGUACUUGCUGCUCAGCCGCCUCAUCCUCGAGAGCAAACGCCGCCGCUGCGGCACGCUCAGCGCACAGCCGGACGGAGAGCCGGCCGCGCUGGCGGCCGCAGCGGCGGUGGAGCCACCCUUCUAUAAAGAUGUGUGGCAGGUAAUAGUCAAACCCAGGGGGCUGGGGCACAAAAAAGAGCUGAGCGGCGUGUUCCGGCUGUGUCUUACCGACGAAGAGGUCGUGUUUGUGAGGCUGAACACCGAAGUGGCCAGCGUGGUCGUCCAGCUCCUGAGCAUCCGUCGCUGCGGGCACUCGGAGCAGUAUUUCUUCUUGGAAGUCGGUAGGUCCACCGUCAUCGGUCCAGGAGAGCUCUGGAUGCAGGUUGAUGACUGUGUGGUGGCCCAAAACAUGCACGAGCUGUUUUUGGAGAAGAUGCGAGCCUUGUGUGCAGACGAAUACAGAGCCCGCUGCCGCAGUUACAGCAUCAACAUCGGCGCCCACCUGUUAACCCUGCUGUCCGCUAGGAGGCACCUGGGCCUGCUGCCGCUUGAACCCGGCGGCUGGCUCAGAAGGUCCCGCUUUGAUCAGUUUCGCCACCUCCGGGCCCUCGGUGAAGGUGAGAGUGAGGGUGAUGAGGAAGAUGAGAUGCUCUUCACCAGGCGCUUUGGAGCACCCAGCGAGCCUCUGCCCCCCUCCAGGCAAGGAAGACUGCACCUGCCCAGAGAGCGAAGGUCCAGGAGAGCGGUUUCAGUGCCGGCCAGCAUUUUCCGCCGCUUAACCCCCAGUCCUGUACGUGCCCCGCAGCCUGAAGAAGCCCGGAACGACAGAGCUUGCCUGUCUCCCGAAGCAGCUGGCUCUGGUAACUCUGGAGAGGAGGAGAAUCCUCAAGGCAAAGAAAAUCAAGAAGAAAGCGGAGGUGACUACAUGCCCAUGAACAAUUGGGGCUCAGGCAAUGGACGGGGUUCAGGAGGUGGCCAGGGCUCAAGCGGCCAAGGCUCCAGCAGCCAGAGCUCCGGAGGAAACCAAUGCUCAGGUGGGGGACAGGGAUCCAGCGGUGGCCAGGGCUCAAGUGGCAACCAGGGCUCAAGUGGCCAGGGUUCAGGAGGCCAAGGUGCAGGAGGAAACCAGUGCUCAGGAGAUGGCCAGGGCGCUGCAGGUGGUCAUGGCUCAGGUGGUGGCCAGGGAGCUGGAGGUGGGCACGGCUCAGGCCGUGGCCAAGGACCUGGAGAUGGCCGUGGUUCAGGUAGUGGUAAGAAGUCUGGAAGGGGCAAGGGCUCAGGAAGUGGGAAAUCUCUGAAGAAAAGAUCUUACUUUGGCAAAUUCUCUCAAAGCAAGCCACAGCAAAUACCACCACCACCACCACCACCGCCCCCAUCCCCUCCAACUGGAGCAACUGCGGGGAAAGGGAAGUCAGGGGGAAGAUUCCGACUUUAUUUUUGUGCUGACAGAGCCGCAAAAGAACGAAAAGAAGCCAGAGAAAUGAAAGAUCCAGAGAUCCCAGAAGGUGCAGCUCGGGGUCCCUACAGACCCAGAGCUUUUGAUGAAGAUGAAGAUGACCCAUAUGUGCCAAUGAGGCCAGGGGUGGCUGCCCCUCUUGCGAGCUCCAGUGAUUACAUGCCAAUGGCUCCUCAAAAUGUCUCUGCUUCAAAACGUCAUUCUCGAUCACCUUUUGAAGAUUCAAGGGGGUACAUGAUGAUGUUCCCCAGAGUGAGCCCACCACCUGUUCCAAGUCCUCCAAAAACACCAGAUCCUGAUAAAGAGGAUGAUUCAAAGGACAAUGACAAUGACAGUGACAGUGACUACAUGUUUAUGGCUCCUGGAGCUGGUGCAAUUCCAAAAAACCCCAGGAACCCUCAGGGUGGCUCUUCCUCCAAAAGUUGGAGCUCCUACUUCUCGCUGCCAAAUCCUUUUCGGAGCUCCCCUUUGGGACAGAGCGACCGCAGUGAGUAUGUACCAAUGUUACCUGGAAAGUCCCUGGGGAGGGGCCUAGACAAAGAAGCCUCUAACUGGGGCCCCGAACAUGCAGCUUCAAACCAGCCAGUUGAGGGGUUAUUCUCAAAGCCUGGAGAUGGGGGGUCACCUUCAAAGCCUUUGGAUGAUGAGCCCUCAAAUGAUAAGGCUGAGAGACCUAACCUACUAUCUUUUAUUACAAAAGGAAAUGAAAUCAACCCAAACUCAGAAAGUCCCACACAGGAGCAGAGAGAAGCUGACAGCUCUAGUGACUAUGUUAACAUUGACUUCACUGAAAGAGAUAGUGAUAUGCCAGCUCCCUCUCCUCAAGGACUGCCAGGUUCGUGGGGCAUAAUUGCUAACCCCAGACAGUCAGCCUUUUCUCCUUACGUGAAUGUUGAGUUUGGAGUGCCAUUUCCAAAUCCAGCAAGCAACUUCUCAGAUCUUUUAAGAGCUAUACCAGGUGCCAACCCCCUAUUUCUGGAUGGUGCUAGGUGGCCACUUCUUCCUCUUCCUCCCAGUGCUACAGGUAGCAAUGCUAAUGAGGAAGAGGGUGACUACAUUGAAGUAAUUUUCAACCCAGCAAUGACACCAGCAGUGCCUUUUGCUGACAGUGCCAUUCGCUAUGAUGCUGAAACAGGUCGAAUCUAUGUGGUCGACCCAUUUUCUGAGUGCUGUAUGGACAUUUCUCUCUCCCCCAGCCGAUGCUCUGAACCACCACCUGUAGCUAGGCUGCUGCAGCACGAAGAGCAAAAUAGAAGACGCCCACAAAGCCGCUCGCAAAGUUUCUUUGCAGCCUCCAGAGCUGCUGUCUCUGCUUUUCCAACUGACAGUCUCGAGGGAGACCUUUCCGCCUUCUCAGCCGUGGCUGCCGGUUUGGCAGCAACGCCCUUAGCCGUGGGCCGGGCCUUAGCAGUGGCCUCCGCUCUCGCUGUGGCCCCGGGCAUCGGCUCAGCAGCCGCCGGCUGGGAGGCCGCCUUUGGAUUUAACUCAGCCUCCGCCCGCUGGUUUCCACCUGUUGCUAAUGCUGCAGAUGCCGAAGCAGUGAGAGGGGCCCAGGACAGAGCCCGGGUCUCGAACCUGGGAGCCCAAAACCCAUCUGCAGACCUUGUCGGAGGUGAAAACGCGGCGGGCGGGCCUGGUGCUGCCGCUGCCGCUGCCCCUGCUGCUGCUGCCGCCGCCGCCGCUGCUGCCGCCGCCGCUCCCGUUCCUCCCCCCCCACCUCGUCGCUGGGUGCCAAGACCCCCAGAGAGAGAAGAUUCUGACAACGACCAAGACGACGACGACGACAUUUACGUGAGAAUGGACUUUGCCAGACCUGACAAGAAGUUCUGA